CCUUUGAUUCCAUAAUCUCGAAAAUGCUCUUGUGGUGGAUCGACGUCGCCGUGAGCACUGCCAAAGAAGUGCUCUGGUAUCUUCAAAUUUGUCCUCCUCCGAAGCCUCUGGAUCAUCCCCAGGUCUCUCCGCCAUCUGAGGCGCCUCAAGAGAAGCCUCCGCCUCCUCCCACAGAGAUUGUCAUCCCGAGCCCAGCACCGUCGUUAUUUGCACUCAUCAUCGGCAUUGACGAGUAUAAAGACCCAGGGGUCCCUAAUUUAUCGGGGGCUGUUGCCGACGCGAAUCAUGUAGAGAAGUUCUUGGUUGACGUUGUCCGCGUCAAGCCUGAAAACAUCAAGCACUUGCGCAAUGAGGAGGCCACACGACACGUCAUUAUUGAAGAGAUCUUUCGCAUGGAAAGUGAUGCUCGAAUCAAGAAGAAUGAUCCCAUCCUCAUCUUCUUCGCUGGCCAUGGUGCUUUUGGCAAGGUAGAAAGCUCGAGCGAGAAAAUCUCAAUGCUCGUCCCUUAUGACUUUAAACCCGUUUGCACAAAGGAAGAGGAGGGGCAGGGUGUGUUGGAUAUCACGUUAGAAAGACUCCUUGCGAACCUGGCAGACAUGAAGGGCGACAACAUCACCGUGACUUUUGACUGCUGUCAUUCUGGUUCGGGUACUCGAACUGACGAAUAUGAUCCUACUUACGCGGUGCGCAGCGUUGACCUUCCUCCAGACUAUAUGAUCCCCGACUACAUCCUAUCCAAUGCGCGCGCCACAAAGGUUCCUGACAAAUUCGCCAUGGCGGGUCUUGCCUCCCACGUCUUGCUUUCGGCCUGUAAAGAGCAGGAAUUUGCGCAAGAGAGAGACGGACGUGGAGUGUUCACGAAGGCGUUGCUCGGCCAACUGGAAAACUUGGGGAGCGUCGACAAAAUUACCUACCAGACCCUUAUUGCUCGUCUGCCUGAUCUCGGAGUCGCACAACACCCUCAGUGUGAAGGCAUUAACCAGUCACGAAUAUUGUUCGAUGCAAAGGCUCAAAAACCCGAACGCGUGCUGUAUUCACUUCGAAAGCUGUCGGGAGACUCGGAAGUGUAUGUUCUGGAUGCCGGAGAGGCCAUUGGAAUAAAGGAAGGCUCCCAGUUCACGGUCUUCAAGGACCUGAAUGUGGAUUCUACACCUGUCGGUGCUCUCGUUGCACACGAGACGUCGCCUUUCACCACUGUCAUGCGGCGUACGCCAGAUAGUCCUUCGUUUGAGCUUGACAAACAGGGCUUUGCGCUGCAGACCCUGGUGGGGAAUGGCGAGGAUUUACGUUUAUCCAUCGAAUUGAACUCGAGGCUUCUCGAUGUAUUCCAGAGUGUCAAGGACGAGAUGGGGAGAACAGACGCUGCUAAGAGAGGAAUCAUUCUCGUCGAGGAAGAUGAAAAUCCAGAUCUGAUUGUGGCAGUCGAACACAACGAGGUGGUGUUCAAUAUCACUGACCCUACUUGCAAGAAGUAUGGUUUGGAGCGCAUGCCGUUCGAAGUUCCCAUUGACAUCUCCAUCAUUUACCCCAUCCUUCGGGGCGCCGCGGACUUCUACUGGCUUCUCCAUCAUACGAGCAAGACCAAUGAAGGCCUCCUGGCGAAGAACGUCAAGCUGGAAUGUUUCUGUCUCCAGAAGACCGGAAAGUGGGACAAGAAAUUGAAGCCCCUUCUGGCGCCGAAAGGAGACAAUUUGAUUCAAGACAACGGAGUAAUGAACAUUUUUGUUGACGACAAGAGCAUCUACGGCUUCAAGAUCACAAAUGAAUGGAAGGUCCCGCUUUAUGCUGCCUUGUUCUAUCUUGACUCAAGUGAUCUGAGCAUCACCCCGUAUUACUUACCUCCAACUGCGAAGGCGAAUUUGGUGGACGAAUCACUUCCGGCGAAUGACUUCCUGACGAUCGGUUACGGGUCGGGUGGCGGGAGGCCGAGAGAAUAUUACUUGAGACCAAGUCAGGACGUCGACAUUGGGUUUUUAAAGCUACUGGUUUCGACGAAAUACGUUGAUUAUUCAAAUUUGAAACAGUCAUCCCCGUUUCCUCAAGGCCAUCGUGCAGAUGUGGUGUAUCAGUCGGAAAGACGGCCAGCGUUAUGGGACACGAUACUGAUCACAGUCGUUCAGCGAAAGCGAAAGAGUGCAUAGCCGCGGAAAUUAGAUGUCGUAUUGGGAUCCUACGAGCAUAGUUGUACGAAUAGCAAAUGUUGAACUAUCGAAGCAGCAUGCUUUCAGU
Molecule: messenger RNA, 2229 nt
Organism: Guyanagaster necrorhizus
Lineage: Eukaryota; Fungi; Basidiomycota; Agaricomycetes; Agaricales; Physalacriaceae
Exons: 9
Coding region: 24-2141 (705 amino acids)
Biological process (GO): proteolysis
Cellular component (GO): cytoplasm
Molecular function (GO): cysteine-type endopeptidase activity
Source: RefSeq, a predicted model, not a curated record